AUGGAAUCCCGCCUCCUAGCCCGCACCAACAAAAUCACAAACACCUCCGGCCUCUCCCCCACCCACCUCCAAGCAAACCUCCUGAUCCUCCCCUCCGCCCACGCCAAAUCCUUCCACGACCUCUGCCGCCGCAACCCCGUCUCCUGUCCCUUACUCGCUACAACACCCCCGGGCUCCCCGCACACCCUCAACCCCCCCCAAACCAUCCACUCCCCGGACUUUGACAUCCGCACAGACUGUCCCGCCUACCGCAUCUACAAACACGGGAAAUGCAUCGCCCAGCGCCGCGAUAUCCUCGAUCUCUGGACAGACACAGAUGACUACGUGGGCUUCCUAAUCGGCUGCUCAUUUAGUUUCGAAGACGCGCUGGGCCGUGCGGGAUUGAAGCCGCGGCACCAGGAGACAGGGGCCGUUGUGCCGAUGUAUCGGACGAAUCUGCCGUUGUUGCCUGCGGGGGUUUUCACGGGUGCUACGUGUAUUGUGUCGAUGAGGCCGUAUAGGGCCGAGGAUGUGGAGAGGGUUAGGAGUGUUACGAGGAGGUUUCUGGCGACGCAUGGGGAGCCGGUUGCUUGGGGGUGGGAGGGGAUGAGGGAGUUGGGGAUUGAGGAUAUUGGGAAGCCGGAUUUUGGGGAGGAGCCGGUUAUUAGGGAGGGUGAGGUUCCGGUUUUUUGGGGCUGCGGCGUCACGCCACAAGUAGCAGUGGAAUCCGCUGGCGAUAAGAUUGACGGACUUGUUUUCGCCCAUGAGCCUGGAAAUAUGUUGAUAACCGAUCUGACAGACUGA
Messenger RNA from Aspergillus glaucus CBS 516.65, 783 nucleotides. RefSeq names its product DUF1445 domain protein. Gene Ontology annotation, molecular function: D-glutamate cyclase activity. The record is from RefSeq and is a predicted model, not a curated record. Lineage: Eukaryota; Fungi; Ascomycota; Eurotiomycetes; Eurotiales; Aspergillaceae. The transcript has 2 exons. The coding region runs from base 1 to 783 and encodes 260 amino acids. Gene Ontology annotation, biological process: glutamate metabolic process.